Molecule: messenger RNA, 5202 nt
Organism: Bombyx mori (domestic silkworm)
Lineage: Eukaryota; Metazoa; Arthropoda; Insecta; Lepidoptera; Bombycidae
Exons: 13
Coding region: 836-5110 (1424 amino acids)
Biological process (GO): transmembrane transport
Cellular component (GO): plasma membrane; junctional membrane complex; endoplasmic reticulum membrane
Molecular function (GO): transmembrane transporter activity
Source: RefSeq, a predicted model, not a curated record
AAUAAAGUACAUAGGUAUUUUAUUUUUCUUUAAAUUAUCCAUCACGAUAAGUUUAUAAAUUAGCGUAAUAACUGGUACCGUGAACGUAAAUUCAUACAUGUAGGCAUUCACAAUCUGUUUUUUCUGCCGCAGGCCAGUAGAGCUGGAGAGAGAGAGAGAGAGUAGUUAUCAUUUAAUAGAAGAUAUUUUACAAUAAACUCAAUCUUGCUAUAGAUAUUUUUAAGAUAAGACUUGGACCUCAUUUCUCAAAGUGAGUGUUAGCAUUCACAUGAUCCAUGUGAAUGGAUAAUAUAAUAAUAACACUAAUCACCAGGUGUACCAUGAGUUCGCUCAUCCGUAUAUACAAUUUAAUAAGAAAUUAUCAAUGAUUCAUCACCAUCAUGGCUGAACAUUGGCCAGGGGCAUAGCUACCGCAUAGAUUUCCAGAGACUGUUAGUGACGACUUGCAUAAUGUAUCCAGUAUCUGCCACCUUCCUCAAAUAAAACUUGAAUAUUGCGCUGCAAACUUGCAAAUUAAAAGAUGCAAAAACUUCUCCAAAUAGAGAUAUAAUAAUACUUUAGCUUGGUUCUAAUUAAAAAAUUGUAUUGUAAUUAGAUUCGAAAUCAAAAAAAUUAGUAUGGAUGUAAUGGCUGAUUAACGAAAAAAAACACAUCUCAUGUAUUUCUUAUAUUAACAAAUUCAAUUUAAAAGUUAUAUUGUAGUUGAAUGAAAUUAUAUGUUGUCGUAUGUCGUAAAUACAAUGGUUGAUUGUAGCGAGUGGCGACAAUAGGGCGGGCGGGGUGUGUACGUGGCACGGCCAGGGCGGGCGGGGUGAGGAAGACGGACGAGGGGCGGAUGCGACGCGCAGUGCUCCUCGCGCAGGAACGGAGCGGUGUUCACUCGGCAGCGCGCCGCGGCGCGACAUGCCCAGCUGAUGUUUAUUUAUACCGCGAGCUCGGUGGAGGGUGCGCGCGGGAGGCCCUCCCCUCCGCGGCACCACGGCUUCGCGUGAUGCAGCCGAGCGAGCUAGCCGAUGCCGCGCACGCUGCUAGCGGAAACCCCCCGCAGCGCGGCCUCAACGGUGGCCGAUUCGACUUUGACGAUGGUGGUACAUAUUGUGGUAGUUGGGAUGACGGCAAGGCCCAUGGCCACGGAGUGUGCACUGGGCCUAAAGCCCAAGGAGCCUACGCCGGUUCUUGGAACUUCGGUUUUGAAGUAUCGGGCGUCUACACCUGGCCCAGUGGGAGCACUUACGAAGGACAAUGGCAGAGUGGAAAACGGCACGGAUUGGGUGUCGAAAACCGCGACCGGUGGAUUUAUCGCGGUGAAUGGACACAAGGUUCCAAAGGCCGAUACGGCGUACGACAGAGCACAAUUAGCAACGCCAAGUAUGAAGGCACAUGGGCUAACGGAUUUCAAGACGGCUACGGCUCUGAAACAUACGCCGAUGGUGGCACAUAUCAAGGACAAUGGAUGCGAGGGUGUCGUCAUGGAUACGGCGUCCGUACAUCAGCACCUUUCGGACUGGCGUCGCAUUACCGGGCCGCGUCGCGCCAUCACCGCGGCUCGAUGUCUUCGCUCACGGAAGUGGGCAGCGCCUCGGAUCCUUCGGAAAGGCGAACCAACCGUAUGGACGACGCCCGAGGUGGUUUCGUGUUGGCGCGCCGCUCCGACCGGCCCUCGGGCAGACGCGGUUCACUUUUCGAGAACACGAAAAAGGGAUUGUUUACUAGGCUCGGCAAGCCGCGCAGUGCGGGCGACUUGGACAAGCACGGCGGUGGCUCGGUUCGCUCCGGCUCGGGGGACUCGACCACCUCCUGGGUGUCCUCCGUAGAGAGCACGCACUCCGCUAUGACCCAUGCCUCUCAGCACACUAAUUCGAACACGAGUUUUAUGGUUGAGGAUGAACAUUUGGAUGCCAAUAUCAUAGAAACAUAUAUGGGUGAAUGGAAAAAUGAUAAACGUACUGGUUACGGCAUCAGUGAACGUAGCGACGGUCUACGAUACGAGGGUGAAUGGUUCGAGAACAGAAAAUACGGAUACGGCGUCACAACUUUCCGCGAUAACACGAAGGAAGAAGGCAAAUAUAAGAACAACGUUCUCAUCACGAGCCAAAAACGCAAACACAUGUUCCUGAUGCGCUCUGCCAAGUUCAGAGAACGUGUCGACUCAGCAGUUAACGCUGCUCAACGAGCCUCAAAGAUAGCGUUGCAAAAAGGGGACAUUGCAAUUUCCAGAACCGCUACAGCACGUGGUAAAGCCGAACAAGCGGAUGCAGCCGCAGACCAAGCAAAAGAAGACUGUGAUAUAGCGCAAAUGACUGCGAAGCAAUUCGCACCAGAUUUCAAACAUCCUGGUUUCGACCGAAUAGGAUUAAGAGAAAAAUACAGACAAAAGGCUUACGACGCACAAGUUGCACCACCCGUACCGCAAGAAUCUGAAAAGAUCUUGGACGGAAAGAGCAUUCCAAAUCAUAUCCCUCCGACGCACUCACAGCUUCCACAAACAAACGCCGUACCGAACGCAAUGCCCAGAAGACUUUCUACGCAAUAUCCUAAAACUACUGGUAAUCAACCAGUUGACCCACGACUUGCAAACAGUUCAAAUUACAAUUCAGAUAACAGAAAUCUUGGACCACCACACGACCCAUACCAUUCCUCUCAACAAGAUUCAUGGCCUACAAAUUCACAGUCAUAUAUUCCGGACACACACAAACAGUAUGUACCAAAUGAACAAAUGAAUACUUAUGGUACCGGUUCUCCAGGUGUACCACCAAACCCAUCUGCUCCAUAUCGUCAGAACAGGCAAGAUUCAAUAUCUCAACAACAAAGUUAUGAUCAGAGCGGUCAACCAUUUACGAAUCAAGGUCGGAGAUUGUCGUCAGCAGUUAGAGCCACGGCAAACCAACGACCACAACAGGAUUGGAACGCUCAACCCCAACCUCAACAAGCAACAAGGCGCCAGAGCGUUCUCGGUCAACCUACGUAUGAUACGCAAGCUAAUACCUACGUUGACGGGCGCACCGAAUUUCGCUCGGGAACGGUACACUCUGAAGGUGCCUUGCUGGAUAACAAGCAACCUGGACCAACAGAACCGCAAAACUAUCGGCAAAACUAUGACCAAGAUAAUAAUAUGUAUAGACAGACAACGCAACCAGAUCAAGCAUAUAGACAAGGAACGGUCGACAAUCAAGCCUAUCGUCAAACACAUCCCUCUGAACAGGACGCUAUCAAUGGAGCACGAGAUAAUCGACAACCAGGAACACGUCCUUCAAUCGAUGAUUCGAUUGACUUGGAUGACUUGUUGCCUAAGAUCGGCGAAUUUGGUAUCUAUCAGAAGCUCCUCCUUUGGCUCGUGUGCCUGCCGGCAUGCCUGCCUUGCGGAUUUUGUGCGUUCAACCAAUUAUUUAUGACAGAUGUGCCUGACCAUUGGUGUAAAGUGCCCGAACUGCAAAUGCUAAAUAUAACACAAUACGAACGUAAACUGUUAUCGAUCCCAACAAAGGUGAGGUCUUAUUAUUUGAAUUAUAACUACUGUUUUGAGAAAUGCUUUAGAUAUGCAAUGGAUUGGUCUGACAUAAGGAGUGUAUCAGAAAUUCAAUUAAAUAAAAACUUAACCGUGGAACCUUGCUAUGACGGAUAUGAGUUUAAUAUAACAGAAGUAUCCUCAUCUAUAGUAAUAGACUUUAAUUUAGUAUGCGAGUAUGAUGUCUACCCUACACUUGGAUUGGUCGCUUUAAACGUUGGAGGACCCAUUGGCGUUUAUUCUUUUGGUUAUUUAAAUGACCGGAUAGGUCGAAAGAAGUCCUUCUUUAUCUGCUUAACUACACUGCUUAUCGGAAGUAUAAUGACAUCAUACGCUCACGAAUAUUGGCUUUGGGUACUCGCCAGAGCUAUCGUUGGCUUAACUAUUCCAGCUGUUUACCAAAUUCCUUUUAUAAUAUCCUUAGAACUUGCCGGACCCAAUUACCGAUCUUUCGUGACAGUCAUGACAUGUAUAUUUUAUACGUUGGGCUUGAUAUUACUAUCAGUAGUGACCUAUCUUCUACGAGAUUGGAGAUCUCUGGCAUUAGCUACUUCAGUUCCCUUUACUGUGUAUUACUUAUAUUGGUUUGUUUUACCUGAAUCGCCACGAUGGCUUUUGAUGCGAGGACGACUAGAAGAAGCUAAUGAUAUUCUACAAACUAUAGCAAGAGUAAACAAAAAGGAAUUACCCGAUGAAUAUAUGAUUAAACUGCAAAAGUUAAUUUUAGAAUUAAAAGAGGAUACACAACAAAAAAACAAACAGCAAGAAAGUGUGUUUACUCUAUGUCGUACACCAAAUAUGCGACUCAAGACGUUUUUGAUCACAUUAAAUUGGUGCGCAUCUGAAAUGGUAUACGUUGGCCUAAGUUACUACGGCCCGGCUAUUGGCGACAAUCAGUAUAUGAGUUUCUUUCUGUCAUCCGCCGUUGAAAUACCGAGCUACCUUAUAUGUUGGAUGCUCAUGGAUCGUAUUGGCAGAAGAUGGCCUCUAUGUUUAUCGAUGGUUAUUAGCGGCAUUUUUUGUAUCGUAACCGUUUUACUACCGAAAGAUGCCAUCACAGAAACGCUCAUACUUUACCUUAUUUCAAAAUUAUUUAUCUCAGCAUCUUUCUUAAUAAUAUAUCCUUACGCUGGUGAGCUCUAUCCUACGGCAUUACGAGGAGUGGGAAUAGGUACUUCAGCGUAUAUUGGUGGCUUGGGUUUGAUCAUAAUCCCAUUUAUUAAUUACCUGGGUUCCAACAACUUAGUUCUACCUCUUGUAGUCAUGGGAGCAGUAUCAGUUGUCGGGGGUUUAAGCGCCCUUCGACUGCCGGAAACACUACAUUGUCCGCUACCACAAACAGCCGAGGAAGGAGAAGAGUUCGGCAAGGACUGGACGUACAAAGAUUGUUUUACAUGCGGAGCAAAAACAGAAGCAACAACCAACGAUUCUUAUGAAAAUCUGGACCAGUUAGAACUAACACAAGCACCACUCGUAGAAGUUGACGAAGCGGCAGGAAUUGCACCCAAACGACGUAGCUCUAUGCGGAAGUUGCUCCGGCAAACCAGCGUCGUUGAAACCCAACGGGAUGUAGACGGAAACAUUAAAAUGACCUAUUGGUUUUAGUUUAGCUAGAGUUUAUCUAUACACGUACUCGAUGAAAGAAAGUAUUGAAAAAGAAUGAAAAAAGUCAAAUAAAUUCACGAUUUUAUCGUUCA